Messenger RNA from Nicotiana attenuata, 1386 nucleotides. Its product is annotated as U6 snRNA phosphodiesterase-like. Gene Ontology annotation, molecular function: 3'-5'-RNA exonuclease activity. Gene Ontology annotation, cellular component: nucleus. The record is from RefSeq and is a predicted model, not a curated record. Gene Ontology annotation, biological process: U6 snRNA 3'-end processing. The coding region runs from base 26 to 961 and encodes 311 amino acids. The transcript is spliced from 6 exons. Lineage: Eukaryota; Viridiplantae; Streptophyta; Magnoliopsida; Solanales; Solanaceae.
GAGGCCGAACCAAAAGGAGUGCUAUAUGGAAGCGCUAAGAGCCUCAGACGGAGACGAUUCUCCCGACUCCGACUCUGAGUCCAAUCCCACCCCUCCACAGCCGUCAGCUUCUACAUCCAUUACUGAAGAGACAACAGUGGUCCCUCUGCUUCCACCUCCUAUUUCACUCCUUCACCCGCCCAAUUCUCUACUUCCUUUGAACUCCUUGUCAAGCAGUCAAGUCAAUCGCGUUCGAAGCUUUCCUCACGUUGAAGGCAAUUAUGCUUUACAUGUCUACAUCCCCGUUUAUGUACCACCUACAACAAGGAAGGAGCUGGCCCGUAUUCUAAAGAAGGUCACAGCGCUUGUACCUCGUCUACAUGCUGUUGAUGUUGAUAUACCAUUGAGUGGUUUGUUGAAAGAUGAGGCCCUGCUUGAACAAGUGGUGUUGGGUAGAGAGUUUCACAUUAGUUUGGGUAGAACUGUCCCAAUCCUUGUGCAUCAGAUUAAUUCAAUUGUCUCCAUGCUACACCAGAAGCUUCAGUUUCAGAGGAGGUGUUUGAUAGAUUUUAACAAAUGGGAGAUCUUUGUCAAUGAUGAUUCAACUCGCACAUUCAUGUCACUGGAAGUUGUAGCAGGAGGCUUAGCCCAGGCCUUUGACAAACUUAAGUCCAAGCUGCUUCGCCGUGAGGCCAGGCUGCGGAAAGCUUUGGAUGGGGAGAAAUCUCACAGGCUUCUUUGCCCGAGAAGGGGAGAUGAGCUGGUAUACCUGCGGUAUGAGGCGGAUCGAAGUCGGAACUACGAGGGCUAUCUCGAAAGACAGCUGCAGAGUAAAAUGGAGGACCUGGAACGACUUUGGGGCGAAGUUGGCCAGGUUAAGCGUGAGCGUAACGAGCUAGAAGCCCAAGUUGCAGCCCAGAGGGAUGUUUUGGCCAAGGCUUCCGACCUUGAAGUGCAAUUUCGGAACGUUUCGCGCAAAUAGCCCGGUCCGAACAAGCAUGAUUGCGAGGCUCGAGUAUGAAAUUUUAAAGAUGAAGGCAGAGGUUGUGAUGCUCGGACUGAAGCCGAAGUGGUCCGAACCAAGGCUGAUAAGAAUGUGGCCGUCUUUUUGCAAGACGCCGCCGACGCUCGAGCUGAGCUGAGAAGGGCUCUCGACCGGGAGAGUAGGAGCAAAGAGUAUGUUAGUUGUAAAUCUCAGAGGGAAACCCUCGAGGAGAUCCAUGCCAGGGGCUUCGAUCUAUCGAAAGAGAUAGAGCAGGCGAAGGCGGACGAAUAUGACGCUAAGUUCCUUCUGUCCGAUACCGAAGAUAGCGAGGAAGAGGCCGACGGGCCACAGUCCCCGAGGGGGACGUAGAUUAGGCCUUCCUUUUCUGACUUUGUGUAUAGUGCUUUCAAAAUACAUUGUAA